AUGGAUGAAAAUGAUGUUAUCAUAUCAUCUACAGAAAUUAUUAAAGACAGAUUAUAUUUCGCUACCCUCGAAACUGGAUAUAAACCAAAGCCGACCCGCAACAGCAAAUACUUCCACAUAGAAGAUGAUAUUGUAUACGAGAAUUUUUAUUUCGAUUUUGGACCCUAUCACCUGUGCCAUUUGUACGAGUUUUGCAAGAAACUCAACGAGGAACUGGAGAAAAAUCCGAAAAAAAAGAUAGUAUUCUACACAAGCAACAAUGAUACUCUCAGACUGAAUGCGGCAUAUCUCAUUGGCAGUUAUCAGAUAAUAUAUCUGGGCGGUUCACCGGCCGCUGUGUACAAACAGCUGACCGAUAGCACGUGGCAAUUGUUGAAUUUCCGUGAUGCUUCCGGAGGUCCACCACUGUUUGAUAUUUCUCUCCUGGACGUGUUGAACGGUGUUAAAGUCGCUCAUGACGCGAAGUUCUUCGAUUUCGAUGACUUUGACGCUGAUCAGUAUUUAUUUUAUGAGAAAGUGGAAAACGGAGAUCUCAAUUGGAUAGUCCCUGAUAAGAUGCUGGCUUUUUCUGGACCACAUCACCGCUCCCGAUUAGACCGCGGCUACCCAUUACACAGUCCCGAACAUUACCACGAAUAUUUUAAGAAGAACCACGUCACAACUAUAGUUAGACUGAACAAGAAGUCAUACGACGCUAGACAGUUCACAGCUCAUGGAUUCGAGCAUAGAGAAUUAUUCUUCGUCGAUGGUUCAGUACCAUCGGAGUCGAUUGUCAAUAGAUUCAUUCGCAUCGCUGAAGCCGCUAAGGGCGCUGUUGCAGUACAUUGUAAAGCUGGCCUAGGUCGUACCGGUACAUUGAUAGCUUGUUACAUGAUGAAGCAUCACGCAUUCACCGCUCGAGAAGCUAUCGCGUGGCUAAGAGUGUGUAGACCUGGCUCUGUUAUAGGACACCAACAAUGGUUCCUUGAAAACAUACAGCCCAGAAUGCACGCUCUAGGAGAGGCUUAUCGACGGCGGAACAAUGUUACAUCUUUAUCAGUAUUCACGAGACCUAUAUACAGCCUGCGACCAGCGCAGACAGAAGACAAACCCGUGUCACUGCAGACUAUACUCAAUAGCAAUAAAAAUGCAAAUAAGUUGGACAACGCUAACGUCUUGAAUGCCAAUGAGACGGAUUCAGAAAACAACGUAACUCAAGUCAUCGGCAAAUACAAGACCACAGCUACUCCAAUGCUGCCAACAAAAACGCUGUUUUCACCAAAAAUGAACUAUAUGAUACCCACCAAUAAUAUCAGGAAUGCCAACAAUACAAACUUGAAGCCCCAACCUAGGUUAAUGAACGCCACGCUAAAGUCCCAUUACGCAGCCAAGACUUCCACAUUCCCGCCAACAAGAAGUGCCAAUUCCCAAGUUAAAUUAACUGCUGGGGUUAAACCAUUAACUGGUAAGAAUUCCUUCCACGGCCAACGGGCUAACCUCGCGAGGCCAAAUCUUGCAUAUUCCCACGGCAGUAGCCCAAUCAAAACAUUCACCAGAAAAGGAAUUGUUUCGAAACUUUCAUCAAACGAUACUAAUGUAGUUACAACACUGACCAACGUAACUUCAACCUUAUCAGCAUUGACUGAGAAUUGUCAUUUGAAUGGCAAACGGCUGCCGUCAGAACCGAAUCUCAAAGCCGUACAGUCGAAAACACCAACAAAUAUAAACGGCAGAAAGAAAUUAAUCGUCAGAUCAAAUUCAAUAAAUCGCAAGAAGCUUCCAAAAACACUUCCAAAGAGUGGUCUAGAAGGUACACAGGAUCUAUCGUCCAGUGAUACCAACAUCACCAACAUUUCCGCUGACUCCCUAGACACUCCUUUCCGUUUCCGGCGGAAACGGGAUAAAUCUAAAACCCCAGAACCAAUGGACUGCAUAUCGAAUUCGGUGAUCACAUCCGACGUGACGCCAGAUAAUUACGAAGAGACGGGAAAUUCGCAAGGAAAUAAGUUAUACAAGAUCAAAGCGUUACGGAAGAAAUGUCCCGCUUUCGGUAUGAGUCUAUUGAAAGACGGCAUUCAAACACGGUCGAGUACUUGCGCGAGUAGCUCGACCGUCAAGAAGAAAUGA
Molecule: messenger RNA, 2106 nt
Organism: Danaus chrysippus (African queen)
Lineage: Eukaryota; Metazoa; Arthropoda; Insecta; Lepidoptera; Nymphalidae
Source: the annotation of a GenBank genome assembly